AUGGACGGCCGCAAGCUGCAACUGAAGAUGUUCACGGUGAUCGUCGAUCUGGAUCCUCGUCUUAUAGUUCCUUUGGACUACACCAACAAUAGUGUUGGUGUAGCCAAAAUCGCGCUCGGCCGGUACAAUGCAACAAUAACCCCUCGCAAGGGCGCUGUCUUCGUCAACCCUGGAGGACCUGGUAAUCCAGGCGUCAUUGGCGAGGACUACGACAUCAUUGGUUUUGACCCACGAGGAAUUGGCUUGUCCGAGCCUCAGACCAAGUGCUUCAUCGAGAACGGUUCACGCGAGGCGUUCAGCGCGAAUACUGUUCUCGAUCGCGGCUACGACGUUUCCCCAAACCUGACCGACUCGUACAACCGCUUCCACCUCAUCGAGACCCAGCGGGAUGCGAACGCGCUUGACCAAGCGCAGUUCGAGGUCUGCGCACAGACGAUGGGCGAGACGAUCAAGUAUGCGGGCACGACGUCCGUCGUGCGCGAUAUCGACUUCAUCACCACCCUGCUCGAGGGCAACGACUCACUGAUCAGCUUGUACGGUUUCUCGUAUGGGACAAUCAUGGGUCAGUACCUCAUUAAUAUCUUCCCGGACCGGGUCGGGCGCGUCGUCAUCGACGGGGUCGUCGACGUCAACUUGUGGGCGAACAAGGCGCCCUACCAGCAGCUGCACCAGUGGCUCAACUCGACGGACGCGACAUACGAGGUCUUCAUCGCGGAGUGCACCAAGGCGGGCCCCGCGUCGUGCGCGCUCGCGCAGAAGGACAACGAGGACCCGAAGGACAUCUUGGACCGCGUCGAGCGCUGGAUCGACGGUCUGUACAACGCACCCCUCGCGGUGCCCAACGCGGCGCGCCCCGGCAUCCUCACGAACGGCCGCGCCCGCCUCUUCAUCGAGGGCGGCCUGGAGAGCCCCACGGGCUGGCCGCAGAUCGCCGCGGGGAUCGGAGGCGAUGCGGGGCGACGGCGCGGCGGUGCUAAACGUCGUGAACACGCGGGAGCUCGUCGACCUCGAGCGCUCGGCGGUGUCGUGCAACGACCAGCGGCCGUUCGCGCCGCCCAAGCCCGAGACGAUCGUCGACGCGGGCCUGGAGCCCGCUCGGGGUGCCAGUACUGGCCUGUGACGCCCCCGGAGAGGUACCUCGGGCCGUGGAACAAGACGCUGAGCAACCCGAUUCUGAUCAUUUCGAACACUAACGAUCCCAUCACGCCUCUCGUCAACGGCGAGACCGCCCAUGGGUACUUCCCCAACUCGUCUGCCUUGCUCGUCCAGAACGGUCCGGGGCACACCUCUCGCGCGCUCAAUUCGGCGUGCACGGUUUUCUCGACUCGUGCUUACUUUGCAGACGGCACGCUGCCUGCUGCAGGCACGGUCUGCGAGGUCGACGAGAGCCCCUUUCCGCCCCCAUCGGAUUCUACCUCCUCACAUUCCUCUGCGACCGGCGUUGCAGCGGCCGUUGUGGACUCGAAGACGAGGGUUCUGGACUAUAUUCACCACAUGAGCGCAAACAAGCUCCACAGGGCCUACGGCCCAUCGUAA
This is a messenger RNA of Dichomitus squalens LYAD-421 SS1, 1536 nucleotides long. RefSeq lists its product as uncharacterized. The record is from RefSeq and is a predicted model, not a curated record. Bases 1 to 1536 code for a protein of 511 amino acids. The transcript is spliced from 7 exons. Lineage: Eukaryota; Fungi; Basidiomycota; Agaricomycetes; Polyporales; Polyporaceae.